Messenger RNA from Trichomonas vaginalis G3, 783 nucleotides. RefSeq lists its product as uncharacterized. The transcript has a single exon. Bases 1 to 783 code for a protein of 260 amino acids. The record is from RefSeq and is a predicted model, not a curated record. NCBI's taxonomy places the organism in Eukaryota, Parabasalia, Trichomonadida, Trichomonadidae.
AUGCUCAAAAAUGAAUUGAGGAGUUUACAAUUAAAAAUUAAUGAUAUUAAAGAUGAUGAUAUGAAGCAAAUAAUUCAAUUCAAGCAGCAAGAGUGUUUUGAAUUUAAAUACGAUAGGGACCAAGUUUUUCUUCUUGAUAAAUCACAUUUUCAUUUUGACAAUCUUCCAUUCCCAGAUUGUAAACAAUUAAGAGAAAAGAUCAAUUCCCAAAAUUUGACAGAAGAAGAGAAUCAAUUAGUUACAAAGCUUCAAGAUAAAGUUAUGCCAGGACUUAAUGAUCCAAAUAAAAGGUGCAAAAAUUGUGGUGCUGUUCACUAUAACACAACCGUUGAAGAAAAAUGCUGCAACAAUAUUCCAAAUAUCAAGGCUCAUUUUAUUUCACCAGGUAUUCCUCAAGAAUUUAUUCAAAAAGUGGAACAGACCAUUAAGAAAUUAAAAAAUGAUAACAUUUCCCGCAUCAUUAACUGGAUGGCCAGGCCCCUAAUGCAUCAAGCUUCUAUCAAUAAUCCAAAUGCACAAGCAUCAACCUCUUUUAUGAAUGGUGUCGCAUAUAUUGUUGAUUCAGAAGCAACAUUCCUUUUACCAGCUUAUUUAAUUGCAAAUGGAUUUGACAAAAGAGGAUAUUCAUUUUACAAUUUGAGUCAAGAAGAAACGGUCAUUUUGCAUGAAAUUGUUGAAGAACUAUUACAAAUGAAUCCAAAGAUAAAAGAAUUCAUUUCUUCCAGAUCAGAAAUCAUUAAGUCAAAGACACAAGAUUAUUUGGGGUUGUGCCAUGUGAGGUGA